This is a messenger RNA of Gastrolobium bilobum, 768 nucleotides long. RefSeq names its product CRIB domain-containing protein RIC7-like. The transcript is spliced from 4 exons. Lineage: Eukaryota; Viridiplantae; Streptophyta; Magnoliopsida; Fabales; Fabaceae. The coding region runs from base 1 to 768 and encodes 255 amino acids. The record is from RefSeq and is a predicted model, not a curated record.
AUGUCCAACAACAGUAAGGUGAAGGGCCUCCUUAAAGGCCUAAGAUUCAUUUCUCAGAUAUUUGAUAAUGAAAAAGAACCAGAAAUUGAGAUUGGUCAUCCCACAGAUGUAAAGCAUGUGGCGCAUAUCGGUUGUGAUGGUCCCUCUGAAAAUUCUCCCAGCUGGAUGAACGACUUUAAAUCUGUCCUAGGAAUUUCAUCUGCACCUCUAAAUUCUAAUGGAGAUAUUCAUAGCAAAGGAUCUGACAACUCAGCCAAAUGGAUCUCUGAAGAUUCAAUGAAAAGAGAUUCAAGGUCUGCAAAUUGUCAAGGCCAAGAGAAGGAGUUGCCUAAAUCAUCAAGGAGGCAAUCAAAUUCAACAGGAAAUAUAAGAGAGUCCCAUGCAAAGGAAAAGUCAGAUAGGCCAAGGCACCCAAAAAAGUCAUCAAACCAAUCACAUCCAAAUGAUUCGUUCAAUGGAUCCAAACCCACAGAGCAACUCAUGAACAUCACUGAUAUGGAUUCAAUGCAACUUCAUGGGAGUGAUUUGCCACCUAGGAGCCAACAAGACAUUCCUAGAAGGUCUCACUCCAAGAAGACAAGAGAUGCUUCCAAUGUUGGUGGCUCAUCUAGAAUCAGAUCAAAAGCUCAAACUAGAGACCCCAAUUUGAAUGAAGGAACCCCUUCUAGAUCCAGUUCCAAAUCUAGGAACAAACAUAGGUCUUUGGAAGAAAAUGAACAAGUUGAGAGAGGAUCUAACGAAGAUAUUUUGAGAAAUUACGCAAAUUAG